CGCGGAGGCCUGUGCCUUCUUGUAAAAUACUAACUUUUCUACGUAUUUGACAACCCAAAUCAUUUGGCUCGUGAUUUUGACGUCAAUAUAGCCGAAGGAAUGCAGGACUAUGGCAGAAUUCACACAGAUUGAAGCCCCGACUGAGACUAUUACCGAAGAAGCGACCCAAAGCCCAGGGCAACAAAGACUUCAUUUGAAACUCAAGAAGCCAAAAAAUGACAAGAAAGUUCAAUGGAACCAGGAAACAGUAGACAACGAGCAUAUGGGGAAGAAAAAAUCGAAAUGUUGCUGUAUUUAUCACAAACCAAGAAUGUUUGGUGAAUCUUCAUCAUCUGAAAGUGAUUCAGAUGACGAUUGCUGCCACAACUCCUAUUGUUCUGGUCGCAAAAAGGGAGGUCACCCCAACUCCAAGGAUCCUGCCGGGGAUCCAGGCUCUCAUCCUGGUCCUUCUGACCAGUAAAAGUACCAACAGAUAAUGCUAUGCCAGGAAAAAGUACCAACAGAUAAUGCUAUGCCAGGAAAAAGUACCAACAGAUAAUGCUAUGCCAGGAAAAGUACCAACAUACCUAUUAUGCCAGGAGACACAUCUUUGCUCGAAACUUUAUCACAGCAAUAUCAAAUUAUUUAUUUAUUCUGUCACAAUAUCAUGGCUGUCAACCUUUGGAGUUUAUAAGAUGGCAUGUUUUUGGAGCUUUUAGGGCCGAUGAUUUGGUGUCCCAAGCUAGAAAAAGCAGUUGAUUUUAUAAUGCCUUCAAAUGUGGGCACCAUUUUGCCUUUUGCAUGUGGGUGAUAGGGUAGUGAGUUGGUAGCUUUGUAAGAUUGAGCACUCAGUUUGUUGAAUUCAACUGCUUAUACAGACAGAAAUAUGUUUGUCUUGUAGCAUGUGGUAAAAACUGAUUUGAGUAGUGCAUAGGUAGCAUUUUCUCUGAAGCCCUUCUUUUAGAUAAUUGUUACCAGCAAAAUUUUAUGAACUCUUAUAUAUGAUAGAUUAUACCAGGUAUAUAUCAUAUGGCUAUUAAAGAAAAAGUAAAAUCCAAAUAAAAAUUGAUUGAUGGAAGUCAGGAAAAA
Messenger RNA from Nematostella vectensis (starlet sea anemone), 1068 nucleotides. RefSeq names its product E3 ubiquitin-protein ligase PPP1R11. The transcript is spliced from 3 exons. Lineage: Eukaryota; Metazoa; Cnidaria; Anthozoa; Actiniaria; Edwardsiidae. The record is from RefSeq and is a predicted model, not a curated record. Gene Ontology annotation, cellular component: nucleus. Bases 110 to 460 code for a protein of 116 amino acids. Gene Ontology annotation, molecular function: protein serine/threonine phosphatase inhibitor activity; protein phosphatase 1 binding.